AUAGAUGGCGCACUAAGAGCCCAAAUCCAGAAAACCGUGAAUUUUGCUGUAGCACCCAUUUGAAACAAAGUCGAUCGUGAGACUUUCAACCAUAUUUCCAAAUAGAUUAUAUGCCAAAGUGUAUUUGGUAAACGUUUGACGGUCUCCGAUGCUUUCGUUUUCAAUACAGACGCCUUGAAAGUUGCAAUUUUGCCCAAAAAUGACCAUUUUGAGCGAUUUUGAGAAAUGAUUUUCUCCAUGGAAACGGGGCAAUUCUGAAGCCUUCUAGUAUACUGCUGAAGUACAACAAGUGUACUAUCAUAGUUAGAUAUGGGCGGGACCGAUGAUUUUUGGUCCCGGUUCCAGUCCCGGUCCCGUGCAGUUGUUUCGGUCCCGUCUCGGUCCCCGUCCCGUAAACUUGUUUCGGUCCCGGUUCCGGUCCCGUGCAGUUGUUUCGGUCCCGGUUCCGGUCCCAGUCCCGUAAAAUUAUUUCGGUUUCGAUCCUGGUUAUUUCGGUUUUUAUGGUCCUGGCUCUUAAACCAAUUACGCCCACACGGAAAUAACACAGUAUUAAUCCCUGAAAAUGCAAGGGUUUUCUAAUCGACAGUUAUCUGUUAUUUGUCCGUUUAUGGAUGAGGUUAUGCCGUUUGUUUCUUCUUCUGAUUACAUAAGCAAAAUAACCGGCGCAUGCCUGGUUACAUAAGAUUGAUCACAUUUAUGGAACGUGAUCAUACACAAGAUUGUUUUUUCUUUCCUUUUCUUACGUUACGUAGCAAUGUUAUUGCAUCCCAAUUUCAAAGAAUGCAGGUAUAUACUUCGUCAAAAGCAUCGCACACUAUUAUUCAGACAUCUUUUUUGACUUUUCUAGUAAUUGUUCUCAGUUGAAAGAUAAAGCAUACGCUUUAUUAAAACAAGAAUUUGAAAGAAGAAAAUCACUUAUUCCAAUUCCGGCAAAAUCACUUAUGAAACCUACCACACCAAAACGAGAGAAAAAAAGUUUGAUAGCCGAUUGUUACGAUACAACGUCAACAGAUCUACAAGAGGAAACUGAAUUAGAUUUGUAUUCGAAGUUGUGUGUCACACUUGAUCCUGACAAAGAUGAUCUACUCGACUUUUGGGCCAAACAAAGACAGAACUAUCCCAUUCUGAGUGCAAUUGCUUGUGAUCUUCUAAUUAUCCCUGCUACCAAUACAACCAUUGAGCACAACCAUAAUCUAUUUGAUGACAUAUAA
Messenger RNA from Didymodactylos carnosus, 1211 nucleotides. The record is from the annotation of a GenBank genome assembly. Lineage: Eukaryota; Metazoa; Rotifera; Eurotatoria; Philodinida; Philodinidae.